Messenger RNA from Phyllopteryx taeniolatus (common seadragon), 1670 nucleotides. It is a transcript of the gene pld6, whose product is annotated as phospholipase D family, member 6. Gene Ontology annotation, biological process: piRNA processing. Bases 144 to 875 code for a protein of 243 amino acids. Gene Ontology annotation, cellular component: mitochondrion. Gene Ontology annotation, molecular function: RNA endonuclease activity producing 5'-phosphomonoesters, hydrolytic mechanism. The record is from RefSeq and is a predicted model, not a curated record. The transcript has 5 exons. Lineage: Eukaryota; Metazoa; Chordata; Actinopteri; Syngnathiformes; Syngnathidae.
AAAUUACACUAACGCUGAGGUUUAAACGAUAUCGUUGUUCAUAAGCGGACCCUGACGCUUUAUCGACAUAAUUUACGUGUUGAAAAAUAAAUAUUAUUUAUUACUUUUAUAAUACGCUCGCUCAAGUCACGAACAAAGCAGGGAUGUCGGUGAUGUGGACAGUGAAGGUGGUAGGCCUGGGAGCUGUGGCUUUCUCCCUCAGUGUGGAGCUGCUGUGGAGGCUCCUGCGUCACCUCAGACCACCGACAGUUCUGAACGAGGUCCUUUUCUUUCCCUCCAACGUGGCCUGCAUGGAACACAUCUUUUCUCCUGCUUCCCCCCACUCCUGUUGCUGCCCAUUGCCUCACGGUGUACAAACAUCCUUCACUCGUCUUCUGCGCUUCAUCCUGUCAGCUACAUCGUCUCUGGACUUGUGUUUGUUUUCUUUUUCCAAUAUGGACCUGAGCAGGGCUGUUCUGCACCUGUACAGAAAGAAGGUAGCUGUCAGAGUCCUGGUUGACGAGCAAUACUCAGUCAUCUCUGGCUCCCAGGUCGGUGCGCUCCGCAAGGCGGGCCGGUUCAUCCAUAAUGCAGUGAAGUGGCGUCAUCCCUCACUCUCUCCCUGCUCCUCCUCCUCCUCCGCAGGGAUCUGCGUGCGCAACGUGGGCCUCUAUGUGCACAUGCAUCACAAGUUCGCCCUGGUGGACGGCCGGCGCCUCAUCACAGGCUCGCUCAACUGGACGCUGGCGGCGGUGCAGUGCAACGCCGAGAACAUCCUCGUCACCGAGGAGCCGCGUCUGGUCCGGCCCUUCGUCGGGGAGUUCCGGAGGUUAUGGGCGGACAAUGACCCGUGUCAGAAUGGACCCUCGUGCGACCGAAAUGUGGCCCGCAACUGAUUACCAUGCUUGCGGCACACGAGAUUGGCAGGAGAGCAGUGACGUCACGGCACCGCGUCCGCACAGCUUGCAGCUCGCUCACAGCCCGUGGGGGGCGUAUUUGCGUGGUAUAGGCAACUUGCUACGAUGUGCUGUGAUGUCGACCAGCAUUAGACACUCAACAAAAUGAAACUUUUGGCUUCACUUCACAUUCUCGAUGCUAUAGGUUCAUACAUUUCUUUUAAUAUAUUUUUUUAGGUCAGCCUAAUAACCUUUAAAUUACCCCCCAAAACUUUUACAAAAAUAUAUUUUUAAUGUUAUGUAAAGUUAGAUUAAUCAUUGGUGAUUACUUGCGGAUGACAACGAGAAUUAAGUGAAGUCAAAGCUUCACUUUUUGGGGGGGAAACAAGGUAUUUUGUGUCAGUGUAUUUUCUUAUACUGUUUCCUAAACCUCAAUCCUCCAAGAUGCGAUGGAAGAUAAGCGUUAUAGAAAAUGGACAGAUAGAGCCUCGCUCCUUGUUUUCUUUUACAAAAUUGCCAUUUCUGUGGGAAUAUAUACCGUUUCAGGCACUACAAGUCCAAGAUUUGUUUUUCUUGUGCAUUUGAGCUCACUGGCAGUUAUUUUUGUGUAGUUCUUCGUCACACAAAAAAAAAAACUUGGGUUGCUUUUGUGUUGUAACAGCUGCUUUUUUGAGAGAAUUGUUGUUGGGAUCAUUUAGACUCGUGUUAUUGAGACGGUGACUGUUUAUGUUUGUGUUUUAUGAGCAGUCUCAGUGCUAAUUAAAAACCAAAUUGUUUUUCAGCAUGUCAACUACA